Molecule: messenger RNA, 435 nt
Organism: Microthlaspi erraticum
Lineage: Eukaryota; Viridiplantae; Streptophyta; Magnoliopsida; Brassicales; Brassicaceae
Source: the annotation of a GenBank genome assembly
AUGACAUGGAAGGAUAGGAAAGCAUUGGAGAAUGAUAAAGUUACUGAACUUGGUGGAAAGCCUCAAAAGAAACAGAGGCUACCGCUGAGUGUUGCGAGAGUAGAGAUGAAGAAACAGAAAGAAAGAGAAGAGAAGAUGUUGGAACAUAGAAGGGUUCUUGGCAGAUUUGGAGGAUUAGUUGGUAGUGUGAGUAGGAAGAAACCUGCAGAGAGGAGGAAGCGUAAGCCAGAGGACAGAGUGCUAAAAUCAACUCAAGGGAAUUUCAAGAGUGGUGUUCUUGAUGUUAGGCAUUUGCUACAUUCUGGUUGUGCGAGAACCAAUGACAGAGAUAACAAGAUGAGCAAUUACGGUAUGAACAAGAAGGAAGGAGAAGGAGGAAGUGGCCGGAAGAGUAAAGGAAACAAGAAAGGAGGCAAUAAGAUGAAAGGCAAGUAA